UGGCCAUCUGUUUUUUCUAUUCAUUAUCACAUUCCCAUACAGUGUGUUACUAGAAUAGUCUGCAAGUAACGUAACAUGCCGAUAUUGCGUGGUGCCAUCUUAAAAUUCGGAAUGAGGGGAGGGGGCGCACGUGUGACGAUUCACGUCUAUUAGCAAGGUGUCCGAGUAGCCAACAAACUGAUCGAAGGCCGAGGAAACAGUCGGCAACGCCGCGUCAAGUGUCAACAUGGCCGUCUGCUGCGAUCAAUGAAUUCGUAGUGGAAAGUUGUAAAGUGGUGUUUUGUGAAAUUAUGAGGCAUAAAUGAAUUAAAGGCCGAUCGUGGGGCAAUGGGCAAGGAUCAGGAGCUGUUAGAAGCAGCCAGGAAGGGUAACACAGUCGUUGUCGAAAAAAUUCUUGGGCAGAGAGCCAAAAGGAGUGGUCCGCUAGCAAGUUUGCGGAGGGGGCCAGGUGCUAAUGUCCAAGAUAGCAGUGGGUACUCGGCUCUUCAUCAUGCAGCUCUUAAUGGACAUACGGAGAUCGUCAAGUUACUAUUGGAACACGAUGCUUCGCCCAACAUCGUCGAUAGUAAAGGAUCAUCUCCAUUGCAUCUGGCCGCCUGGUCUGGUAACCCAGAUAUCGUUAGGUUGCUCCUGUCUGGUCCAGCAAUUUGCAAUGUCAACUUAACGACCAAAGAUGACGAAACGGCCCUCCAUUGUGCCGCACAAUAUGGACAUACGCAAGUUGUCAGCAUACUGCUCGAACAUGCGUGUGACCCAGGCAUUAGAAACUGCCGUGGGGAAACGGCUUUGGAACUUGCUGCCCAAUACGGAAGAUUGGAGACUGUCGAACUACUCGUUAGGACCGAUCCUUCAUUGAUACAAUGUCUGAAAAGGACGACUCCAGACACCGUGUUUCCCCAUACUCCUCUGCAUUUAGCCAGUCGAAAUGGCCACAGGGCCGUAGUAGAGGUGCUCCUACGUGCCGGCUUCAGCGUAAACAUGCGUACAAAGGCCGGUACUGCCCUGCACGAAGCCGCACUUUAUGGGAAGGUGGACGUAGUGCGCGUGCUGCUGGAACACGGUGCCGACACUGGUGCCAGGGACUCGCAGGGCAGGACCGUAUUCGACUUAUUGGGGAUGUUCGACACGGCGCACGCGCAGCAGGAGAUCGUCAAUAUACUCAAGCGACAUAAAAGAGGAUUACCUUUAGUAGACAGCGACGGGGAAAGUAUAAGCCAACCUUUUCCGACUGUGCCAAAUACAGACUCAGACUUAGGGAGCCCAUACGAGAACGUUCGUCCAUCCUCGAAAAGCGCCAGAUCCAACGCUACGGAUCCUUCGCCCAACACUUCGCCACAAAGGUGGGACUUCCAUACGCAGGCCAGGACUUCGCAGACAUUUGACGACAGAAGGGUCUCUGGUGUAUCGGGAAUGUCUGUCAUGAGACACCAGUUUGCACCGAAACGAGACGUAAACGAGAACGAAGGCUAUGUUCCAAUGACAAACUUGGCACGGCACUGUAAGCUGUACCAGAGCCUCCCUACGCGCAUGAAGCCUAGAUCUACGGACAUGUCGCCGUUGGAUGGCAUUACCUUUUUCUUUAAGGAGCACCUCGGUACUAAAGAAGACACCAGGAAGAACAGUUUUGUUUCUUCCACUUCGUCCUAUAAAUCUGCUGUAUGCUGUGGCCUGCAUAAUGAUAUUCAGGAAUCCGACAACAGCCUAUAUCACAUACCAUGUGCGCCCAAAGCCUUCAUGGACGGCAGCGCUCAUUCAGAGGACCUCAUCUAUCUGUCCACUGGAAGGGAGUCUGACCAGUUGAGCAUCUCGUCUGCAGCGUCUAGUUGCGGGUACUAUCCUAAACGACCGGAUAGUGGUGGUACUCCGCUGUAUAUCCCGAUGACUACGCCUCGUGGAGGGCAUAGUCCGGGGUCUAACUGCAAAGUCUCGCCAACACCUCCAAAGAAACCACCACGAAGGAAUAUAUCUAUUUCACCUACUCACGGGCAACAAAUGUCAAUGUCAGUGGAUGGAGUUAGCAACAGCGCCUAUGAGUACCUCUUCCUCGCUCAUAGCGGCACCAGAAGUCAAGGCAAUCUCAACGACUUUGAUAAAGAAAAUAGAAGAGACCGUCUGAGCCACGGCCGAAGUAUGGACCAAUAUGUGGAAAUGAACCUGUUCAACAUCGCUUUGGAGGACGAAAUGGAGCGGCCAAAGAGCGAACUGCAACGCGGCAAGAGUGAAGAUCUAGACAGCAGGAGGAAAGAACCAGUGGCUAUUACCUCUAUGUACGAGAACGUCGUGGUGAAACAGCAGAAUCCAAGGAGGAAGCUAAGAAGGAACCCGGAAGUGUAUGAAGAUUACGACUUCAGGCGGAGAAGUAAAGAGGAGCCGGUAGCGAGCUCGUCAGCUCCGGAGACGACGUUUGUGUCCAGUGCUUUCAUUAUGAUAUCGGGUGAUGAGGACGAAAAGUCCAACACCAUUAAGGACAAUAAGAAAUCGGCGAAAAGGGACGAGUAUCCCCUCUCUCCUACGCAUUACAACCAACCUCCCACCCCUGAUCAUCCGCCGCCAACUGCCCUGCAGGCGGAAAAUAUCAUUUAUGAGAAGAUUAGACCACUGAGUCAGGAGUACAAGCGUAGGAGCAAAGACAUGGAAACCGAAACGGAAGACGAGUAUCUUCUGAUCUGCGAUGAGUCCAGUGGUAGCUUUUCUAGCAGCGUUUCGCUAUCUGAUAGAAGUGUGGACAACAUAUUGGAAGAGUACCAGGCAGAUGUUCCGUUUGCAGGUCUAAUAAAAGGCUCGUCGAACAAAGUACUAGAGAGCAUCAACUCCAACACUCCGGUUGAGCGUCCAAAAACUCUGAAAAAGUUGAAACGUGUCUACGACCACAACAGCGACGGUUUCAAAAGCGAAAGCGAGAAAUCGUCUGGCUCUGAUAGGGAGUUCGACAAUAAAGAAAACCGGGAACGCGUGUCUGCGUUAAGCCCUUUCGACGAACAAGAAGAAUGGGCCAAAAUACAGGAAAUAAUGGCUUCUUUUGGUACGGGAGUCGUCCGAGAGUCGGUGUUUGUAGCUGAAUUAGAAAAAGAGUUCCAAAGCAGGCUGAUGACAAUCAGCUGCUCACAGAACAGCUUACAACAUACAGAAGGAACUCUCACUGUCGAAAAGUGGCUUCAGAGCAUUGGCCUUGGCGACUAUUCUGGAAUGUUUAUGAAUAGUGGAUUCGACGAUAUCAACUUUCUGAACGGUGUAUUGGAGGAGAACGACCUAAAAGAAAUGGGCAUUACUAGUGAAGUAGAACGCCAAAUUAUCCUAGAUACAAUCAAACAGCUGCCAUGCAAACUGACGCACGUAUUACAAAACAUACAUCAUAACAAGAACAAAGAUCAGAACCCAGUGAAACUCUGGCUAAAGAAAAUAGGUCUAGAGCAAUAUUAUGAGACAUUCAAGAAGCAUUUAUACCAUGAUAUGGAGAGAGUAAAGAGGAUAUGGGAUGUGGAGCUUUCGGCUGUGUUAGAUAUAGAGAAAAUUGGACAUAGGAAGAGAAUACUAGCAAGUGUUAGUAGUGGGGAACAAAUCACAACCGGCCCUAAGUUGGAGGAGAUCAAUUCGGAUACCUUGAAAAGUACCCGUUCUUCAUCUACCGAGGUACCUUCUCCAUCCACCAACUCAGAUAUAGUAAGUAACACUGGGACAAUAAGACAUAGGCAUAAAAAAUCGAGACCUGCUCCUCCUCCACCAAUCAGGAGAUCAGAAUCUGAGAAGCAAUCUCCAGCUGAGAUAUACGUUGGUGGGAGUAACUCGAUUAAGUCUCAAUGGAGACACCAACCGAUACUUCUCAUUACUGGAUAUGUUAAAUAUGCUGCUAUAUAUCUGGGCUCGACGAUGAUAAAGGAAUUCAGGGGAACAGAAUCUACAAAAAAAUCGAUACAGAAAGUAAUGAAGUCUAAGGAAACCUCAAGUGAAGAGAUAUGUCUUUCGAUUUCUUAUCGAGGGGUGAAAUUUAUUAAUCCUGUAGCACAGAAAUUAAUAUGUGAACACGAAAUAAAAAACAUGAACUGCGUUUGUCAAGAUAACGAGAAUCAAUGCUACUUUGCCUACAUCACAAAAGAUGAAGAUCAAUACUACUGUCACGUAUUCCAUGCUGCUACUCCGGACCAAGCCAUCGACAUCAUUCUCACAUUAGGUCAAGCCUUCGAGUUGGCUUACCAGAUGGCUCUACGUGACCAAGUAACUAGCAAAACAAAGACGCGCGAAAGCCAUAAACCAGCUGUAAGUCCUGGAGCAGUUUCUUCAAAUAGUCGCGAUUUCAAGGACGCAGAUGUAAAACUCAAUGGGCAUCCAUUGAAAAUGAAACCGCUCACGUUAUCAAUUGCCGGAGAACCACCUGUCAGUGGUAAUAUACAAAAGACGCCUACCAGGUCGAAUACUACACAAGACUAAGAACAACAUUCAAAUAUAUUCGAUACCUUCUUUUUUUGGUUAGGGUUUUGAAAUACAUAACAUUCCCUUCUAGCAUAAAUAUAUUAACCUUACCCUUGAAGCCAGUCAUUUGAAUCAAAUAAUUCAAUAUUAUUCAUAGAAACAAGCUAUUUAAAUGGUUUGAUAAAACGAAAUCUGAGAGCCAGUGAGAUAAACGUUGCUAAGGGACAAAGUGGUUUUGGUAUACAAUUCUUCUUAGUCACACGUCAAAAUGAAAAUGUCAUCAAUAUUUAACAAAACUGUAUAAAAACAGCCCAAAGAGCAAGAGGAGAGGUUAAGAUGAAAAGGGAUGAUAACUGUAUAGGCUUAUGAAGUUUAGGAAGAUAAGUAGAGUAAACUAAAAUUUUUGAAGGCAAGCUGUGAAGUGAAAUUUGCUGCAAAAUUCCUAAACGCAGAAUUAAAUAAUGGGGUUUUAGAGAGUACAGAGAAGAAUUGUUGUUCUUAGAUGUAAUAGUUGCUAUUACUGGUUACGUAACUGCGACAAGACACUGCCAAAUAUUCAUAAUAAAAUAUUAUUGAUUAAGAAUGUUUUGCGUCGGAGACAUGUAAGUUAAUCAUGAUCUACACAAACAUGACAAUUUGGAAUAGGUCCCUAGCACAAAUAGUUUUUUGAUAUCCAAUAUUUGGAAAAUAACAGAAGAACAUACAUGAGAGUUUACAUCAUGUAUCCAGCUAAAAUAGUUUUUUUUGUUAUACGAUAUCUGGAAAUAUAGAGAUCAUAAAGAUAAUGCUUCUAUGCCAUCAAUUUCGAGAAAGAGUCAGUAAUAUCAUAGAACAAAGAAGACUAAUUUAGUUAGUGUUGAUCAUGAGUUUCUCCUUAACUAUCUGGAAAACGAACUUCUUAUAAUCAAAACUAAUCACGAUUGUUUUAAUAAGCAUUCUCUGUAAGAGUAACUACAGGCCAAAUUUUAAACGUAUUGGGGAUAAUUUGACAAAGACUUUAGCUAUGCAGUAGUUGUACUUUUCCAACAAUCAAGUAAGCUUCGGUACUACUAUUGUGUUUAAUUCAGCUGUUUCACUGAAAUUAUCCACUAUAAGAUAAAUAAAGAACUGACAGUUAUAACACUAUACACAAACUCUUUAAAUGUAUAUUAUUAUAUAGUAUUGAUAGGUACUAUACGUAAUAAAUCUCGCCGAAAAUAUUUGUCAUCAAUUUAGAAACCGUCAUAUUCCUUUACGUCAGUUUUUGAUAUUUUAAUUUUAAGUUCAUUUUACUACUCAGUGAUCAAAGUUAUGGGAAUAAAAAUACGAUCGCUAUAUAUACUAUGAUACCAUACUCAGUCACUGUACAUUUAGUACUUCAACUUCUUAGUUACGACCACUGUGCUUUAUUAUUACUUGAAUUUUCGUUGUUGUUCUUUGAGUAGAUAUUUUAUCAUGAUUAAUCACUAUAGGUUGUAAUACAUUUAUAACAUUCUGUGAUUAGUAGCAGUUAGAAGUAAUAGUUACCAAAGGGUGAUCAAUAUCAAACAAGUGGAAUUACAAAUAGCAAAAACAUAAAAUCGCAGACUUCAACAUAUCCACAGUGAGCAUGUCAAAACGACUUUUCCACGAAAAAUAUUAAACUUAGAUACUGGGUGAGAAAUGAGAUGCUUGUUCACAGAGUAGCUAUUCCUUCAUUCAAAUGCAAAGUUGAAGCUAAAAAACAUAUUAAUAAGCGUUGUAAUGAUCUGAAUUUUUGAUAUGGGUCACCUAAGUAAUUUAUCUUAAUUUCUAAUUUGAUUAGUUAUACUGCACCGUACGAUUUUAUGGAAGUGGCUAAAAUGUUUGACAAGACUCUAUUCCGGGUACUGAAUCUCUUGUAUAAGUGAUUCUAAAUACAGUCUUUUCAUAUAAUUUUUGCUGCUCAUUUUUUUGAUAGUCCACAUCAUUAUUGUAACGUUGUAGUUUAUUUGGUAAUAAUGCUCAAAACUACUUUAUACAUAUUAGGGGAGCAAUAUUUUCUAAGGUUUUUUAUCAAUAUACAUGAUAUUGCUACAUGUACUACUUUUUUGCAGUCGUAGUUACAAACAUAUUCAUAUUUCUCUUGAAACGCAACUCUUCCAUUUUUGUAACUGUAAGAACAAAAUUAGUACUUUAUAAAUAUGGUGUAUAUGUAUAUAAUAUACAUGUUUAGAAAUUAUAUAGAAGCUUUAAAAUAUAUAUAUACUUAUGUAUUUAGCAGGGUUGUCUUAUCCAUAAGGAGCGAAAAAUGAGCAUUCAUAUAUAUUCAGAAUCUCCAUAAGCAUUCAAAAUGCUUUCGGUUAAUUUUCCUUCAAAAAGUAUAAAAAAGAAAAAUCUUAAAUGUUCACGUUGGAAAUGAAAUUCAGAUUAAUAUAUAUAUUAUAACCUAUCAGCCAAAUUAUUGAUAAAAAUUGCAUUUAUUAAGUAGUAGUAGUCAGUAUUAUUUUUGUUGCUGUUGAUUUAAUUGUGAUUUUCCA
Molecule: messenger RNA, 6884 nt
Organism: Acanthoscelides obtectus
Lineage: Eukaryota; Metazoa; Arthropoda; Insecta; Coleoptera; Chrysomelidae
Source: the annotation of a GenBank genome assembly